This is a messenger RNA of Rangifer tarandus platyrhynchus (Svalbard reindeer), 498 nucleotides long. The record is from the annotation of a GenBank genome assembly. NCBI's taxonomy places the organism in Eukaryota, Metazoa, Chordata, Mammalia, Artiodactyla, Cervidae.
AUGCCUCUGAGGCAGCAGGAGGACCUGGAGCCCAGCACGGCAGAGCACAGAGCUCUAGUUCUGACCUUCAAAUACAACCAGGCUCCACUUCCAAGAUGUGUCCCCACAGAGGUGGUUGCUACACACAUGUGCAGGACCCAGGGAUCCACUCACAGGAGAUCGAGACCUGAGCCUUUCCCCAAAGACACCAGGGAGAGCCUGCCCUGGCUCCUGCCCAAGACCCAGACGCCCACGAUGACUGACCCACCGCUGCAGGGAGAACGGGCCCCUGUUCUGGACAGAGACCCAGAGCCCGUUCCGGAAACACCAGGUCCAGGGGAGCCGUGGGCUCUGCAGCGGCGAUCCCUGUCUGCCCCCCGUGGAUGCCAUCACCUCGCUCCCCACCCAGGGGAGAUUCAGUUCACUUCACCUGAGAUUCUGGUCAUCUGUAGCACCUCCCCGAGAGAAGGGUCGGAGCACCACCCCCUGCCCGUGAGGCCAAGUGCAGGCUCCAGGUGA